UCUCUCUCCCCAGUGCGUUGAGUCAGAGUGCGGAGGAGGACGGGACGGCAGACGGACCCGGGGAGGUCUGACGACACCGCUGCGGCUCACGCGCACCUAUUUUAAAUGCACAGACUGCUCCAUUCAGGCGCACGCUCUCAUGUCUGGCUUUGAUUUACGGGGACAACCUGGAGAUCUAUAGACAGGCUGUCACACUGCAAGACAUGUGUGCAACUUCUGCUGCCAAGACUCAAACUUAAAGGACCUGUGGACGCGCAGCAUGUGUAAGUGUCCAUGACAGACUCUGCAGUAGUUCUCAGCGCUCCAGUGUAGGAAUGGAUAACACAUGUUUCUUCAUCGGGGUUCUUCAUCAUUUCGUGAUGCAUCUGUGAAGGAAACAUCCAGCCAACGAAAGGAGGACCUCAGACCAGAAGCGGCUCUACCUGCAACCUGCUCCCCGGCUGACACAAUGCUGUGCUGCAGCCACCUGCUCUCGCUGGCGGCGCUCCUGGCGAUCGUGAGCGGCGGAGGAGGCGGAGGAGGGGAGCAACGGCGGGGGGCGGACAGCGGCGCAGGUGGCGGCGGCGGCGGCGCCAACAGGCGGCUGCACAAGAUCCAGCACGGCCAGUGCACCUACACCUUCAUCCUGCCCGAGGGAGACGGAGCCGGAGGCGCCUCCUGCAGAGACGCCAAAGCCGGCAGCCCUCACCACAGCACCAACUCCCUGCAGAGGGACGCGCCGCCGCCGGGGCCAGACUUCCCCAGCCAGAAGAUCCAGCAGCUCGAGCACAUUAUGGAGAACUACACGCAGUGGCUGCAGAAGAUUGAAAACUACAUUCGAGAGAGCGUGAAGAUGGAAAUGGCUCAACUGCAGCAGAGCGCCGUCCACAACCAAACGGCGGCCAUGUUGGAAAUGGGCACCAACCUUCUUUCUCAAACGGCUGAGCAAACGCGCAAGUUGACUGACGUCGAAACACAGGUUCUGAAUCAGACGUCCAGGCUCGAGAUCCAGCUCCUGGAAAAUUCACUUUCCACUAACAAGCUGGAGAAGGAGUUAAUGGUCCAGACCAAUGAAAUCAACAAACUCCAUGAUAAGAACAGCCUUUUAGAGCAAAAGAUGUUAGAGAUGGAGAUGCGCCACCGCGAGGAGCUGGAGACGCUGAAGCAGGAGAAGGGAAGCCUACAGGUCUUGGUGGGGAAGCAGAGUGGGGUUAUCAGGGAUCUGGAAGCCCAGCUGAGCAAGGCCACAGGGAACAGCACAGCUCUGCAGAGGCAACAGCAGGAGAUGAUGGAUACUGUCCACAACCUGCUCAACCUCUGCUCCAAAGACGGAGUUGUGCCAAACAGCACCAAGGUCACGGAGGAGGAGAAGAAGCUCCGCGACUGCGCCGACCUCUACCAGGCCGGCAUCCACAAGAACGGCGUUUACACCAUCCAGGUCAAUUCACAGGAGACCAAAAAGGUUUUCUGCAACAUGGAAACGGCCGGUGGUGGGUGGACGGUCAUCCAGCACAGAGACAACGGCAGCGUGGACUUCCAGAGAACGUGGAAGGAGUACAAGAUGGGUUUUGGGAGCGUGUCCGCGGAGCACUGGUUGGGCAACGAGUACGUGCACCAGCUGACCGGCCAGAGGCAGUACGCGCUGCGCGUGGAGCUGACGGACUGGGAUGGGCACCAGGCCUUCUCGCUCUACGACCGCUUCCAGGUUGGCAGUGAGAAGCAAAACUACAGAUGCCAGACUCCCUCAGAUGUGGAAAACUGCAGCAAAUUCCAGAGUUUCGAGCAAAAAUCUGGCCUCGGAGGAGGUCGCCUGACAUCUCCAGUACAACAGUUUCCACUGGAGGGUUGGUUCUGUCUGAUAAGAGGUCGCCUUAGUUGCAAUGUGUCUUGCAUUCGUCUAUGAAUGAUGAAAUAAGAAACAAGAUUGUGUUGCCUAAAAGACCUUUUCCUCAAUUCUUCUAUUUCUCUUAGCAAAGCUCUGGAGAGGAGCGCAGGGAGGCCAUUACGCUAGAUGCCAUGUCCAAUUUAAAGAAUUGUCUUGCAUUGACAGGGGGUUGACUUCUUGAGGAGUUUCCACCUGGAGCGUGUAGGAAGAUGGAUUAGAAACAAAUGGGAAAUAAAUAUAUAGAAUGGGAAAUAAUAUAUAUACAUUUAUAUAUUGAUAUAUUGAUAUAUAUAUAUUCUGAAUUCAUUCAAUGUGUGACCUCAUUGUGAGGAUGUACAGUAGUGUAACUGAGGAUACGUCCAGUCUUCUUUCUGCCUUGAAAAAUACCGAUCGAUUUUAAAAUUUUGAGGUCUAUUUUUUGUGGUAUCCAAGACAACGUUGCCACUUUUGUUAAGCCUUAUCAUUUUAUUGAUUGUGCGAAAUUAAACACGUCAAUAUCCCCCCGGCUCAUUUUCUCCAUCUUUAGAGGCAGACCCGUGGAAUAGAUGUCCAGUCAACAUGCAGAUGUCUAUAAAUAGAUUUGUUCUUGAAAAUAGUUGUGGUAUGAUAAUAACACAGUGCUGCUCUGAAACACAGGCCAAAGCAAGCCAGAUGGCCUGGCCCCGAACAAACCCACCCUGCCGCCUUCCCCUUUCAUUCCCCUCUGGCACCUCCUCGCUUUUAAAUGUCAAAUAAUCUGCGACAAGCGCUCCAGAUUGCAUUUAUUGCUCUGACACAUAGGCGAUAGUCGUAAGCGAUAUGACCGGUCCACUAGUUUCGGAUUGUUUUCUUGCCAUCUGCUCUGGUUUACUGGAACACAGCCUGCGUCAGCGAGAGGCAGACCUCAUAUGGUGCAGUGACUCGGCCCUUUGCUCCGUCGUACAAAGACACACAACCCGCCUCACUGUAGGGAUUAAAACAUGUAACUCAUCCAAGGCACAAGCACCACUUGAAGGCCUGUUAGAAUAAGAGAAGACCAGAGGGGAUGCUGACGACUCACCAUUUUUCAUAAAUAAUAUCGUGCAUCUCCAGCCAGGAAACGCAUGUCCUGCUGCCAGCCGGGUUUCAUCCACUCUACGUAUUGCGUCAAACAGGAAUUGCGGUAAUUUUGCAGGAAGGGAGGGAGGUGUGCAAAUAUUACUUGUUGAAAAAGGGCCUGGUAAUCUUUUAUAAGUGAAGUCAUGUACAUGGAGUCAUAUUCUAAGCUAAAAGACUCCAACAACAGCACAGUGGUUAAAGCUGUACAACAGUUGAAGACUAAAUUGAACACUGUAGUUUCCAACAAUGAAGGUCUUUAGUAUUUGCAUAAAGUACAUCCAUCAUAUCUGACACAAACAAUCUCCGUUCAUGUGAACGGACGGAUGCCCAGACUUAACUCUCUUAAUUCUGCCCUAAGCACAAGUCUAAUUGUGAAAACAGAGACCCAGACAGAGUCCAAGCUCAUUUCUAACAGUGUGUUAGCACCAAGGAAAGCCCCCGAUUCACAGCCGCCAAAAUUAGAACCAUAUUUGCAGAUUUAAGUUGCAACAGCACGCGUGAUCUCCAUAGGUUUCAUUUUUCUGGCGAGUGUCAGACUUUUUAUACCUAAAUUAUGUCCAUGUGACAUUUAUAUGAGUAGAACUCCUACACUGUCAUUCUGAUCAAUUCAAAUCUAUAAUCUCUUGUGGUUUCAGGUGUCUCUGUUGAUGUUCACUGCUUUUAAAGACAUGGUCAUCAUUAGAGUUGACUGAGUAGAACAUUAGAGCAGGAAACGAUAGCAGCCACAUAAGAGGAAUCUGACAUGAGCCAUGUUGUUUUAAUGAUUGUACAAAGCCUGUGGACACUAGUUUCAGGGGUGAAUUUGGGUUCAGUGGGUUAAGUUUCGAUUAAACCACAAAGUCAUAAUGUUGUGAAAUGAGCCCUGUUGUUUAUUUUUUGUUUUUUGCUCAUUGUGACUAAGGUUGCCAUAAUUGCAGGGGUUACUAUCUUUAUAAACAGCAGAAAAAGGCCCCUGUCAUUAAAGAUGAUUAGGCUGCAGCGCUGCAGCAUUGGCUCAGAAAGGAAAAUAAUGAAAUCAAAUGUAAUCUGAUGACCCAAAAAUGUUGUUGGAACAAUAAACUUAAAAUGAACACAUUCAGUUAAUAACAGUCAUCCAUCAAAGUUUCUUUGUUUUACUUUGAUUGAUCCUACUGUGCUUAGUGUCGAAAUGCAUAACGGGAAAAAUUAAGUCAAGCAAAAAAGUUAAAUAAUGAAGAGACACAAGUAUAGUAUACACUGAAAAAAAGUGUGUUACACAACACGUAAUGCUGUUACUGUAAAGAGCUACAAACUGUAAUGACACGUGCUUUCAGGCAGAUGACCAGGAUCUGAACCGUCUUAUAGUUAUUUGACUCACAGCUCAGGGAUGUACAGUAUGCGCAGACACAGGUUGAGGUUUACAGGGUUUAGUCUCAGCGUCGGAGACCGGAGACGUGCCUGUUUAUUUUUGAACCAACCGUUACAUUUUGAUUCAGAAACCUGUCUUUUUCAGACAGCCGGGCUCUUGAAUCAUGAGAUUUCUAAUAGCCUGCGUCCCCCCGGACGCAGAUAGACCUUUCAUAUGUUUUCCAUGUGGGGAUAAAGAAUAAAUUGGCAGAGAUUUGGCUUCCAAAACACGGUGAUUUCUAUUGUUUCCAAGGCUCAUGCUGAGAUAAGUUUUUUCUACUUGAACCCAGUCAUCAUAAGCUCCUAGUUUCCCUUUAGGAGAGUUGCAUAGAAAUGAAGUUAAAGUUUACCUGUAACCAAAUGUAUUAUUUAAAAUUAUUGGCAGGUAUCUGCCUUGUACCAGUGGAACCCUCCUGGCUGUUACUGUGAUGUAAAUCUACUCUUCACUGGAUUUGAACCAUUGUUCACAUAUUUUGCCCAGAGAAAAUUACGAUUUUGAACACAAGAAGCGUUGGCUUCGUCCAAGAGCUCCAAGCAGGUCGUCUGCUUCGGUAUCUGCUUCACGUGUCAGAGGAGCUACAGUAAAUGGCGGUGUGUGUCAGCAGAGCUCCGCCUGCCAGACACCUCCACGGCCUCCCAGUAGGAAACGAGCCAUCGGUCAGGGUGAUUAACCUCUGCAAUGGGCCAAUCAGAGCGCGGUUCAGGAGGCUAAUCGCUGCCAUGUGUCUAACAGCAUGCGCUCGACUCCGACUCUGAGCUGCCACCUUCACCUACGCAGGGGAAAUCAAGCUGGCACGACCUUUGGAAACUGAAAAGGUUCCAAAAUUCACUCAAACAAAUCAUUCAUUACAAUUAGGAAUAAAAAGGGAAAUUUUGUAUUUUGGUUGUAAGAGUCCUUUAAUGACUAUAAGCACUGAUGCUCAGUCACAGUGAGUGACUGAGAAGGUAACGCACCGACUUCUCCCCAUUGUUUAAAUGGAGUAAAUGAUUCUCUUCAUGGCUCAAUAUUUUGCUUUCAAAUGAGUCUUGACCAAUCGUAUCUCCCAGCUUCAACAGGAACCAUCAGGUGAGCGCUUGUUUCUUGGUAAUUUGCUGCCUGGCUGCGCAGAUGCGUGCGUCCCGAUGCGUUUCAUUACCAUAAAUCACGAGAUGCCCCAAACGUCUGUGGUCUCCUCCCGCCGGCAGAGAAAAACGGCUCCGCUAAAAGCGCGUCGUCCUCUUGAAUUCAUCACUUGGCUCAUCUGUGGGAUUCUGCGCCUCUCACUGAGCGCAUAAUGGGCCCUGACAGGAAGAGCAGCACAUGGCGGCGUGGUGAACGCGUGACGCAGCCGGUAAACACAGCCACAGACUAUUUAAAGGAUCCUGUCAAAGUGUCAGCACGAAAAUCCCCGUGAUGUGCUCUGGAGAACGGAGGGCGAACGGCCUGAAAGCCUGUUCUUUCUCAGAGCGGUAGCAGACUUCACACUUGACACAUCGUGUUUUACUCCUCACUAGCAGGAAUUAGCUAAUAGACGUCCCGCUACCCGUAAGUGAGGCAGUUUGUUGGAAUGUGAGUCCACAACCGCUAAGUGUCCCAUAAAGCAUGUGCUGCCCAGUCGACACCAGACAAUACUUCAGCCCGUGUCACAGAUGAUGCGGUGUUCCCAGGAACCAUUGGGCCCGGGUCCAGACUCAGCCGCGUCCAGUGGCCGUUCGGUGCCAUCAGACAGAACCCCCCGCGUCGGAGCGUUGCAUGUAUUUGCUCAGUGGUUUAAAGAAUUCCCCACACUUUUCACUUCAUCGUACAAAUAAGCAGCUGUAUAAACACAGGAGUCGUUCACAUUAAACGGCUUCUGUGAGAGCUUCAAGCUGACGCCUCACACACAACGCACUGUUCGGAACACUGCGAACGGGGUGCAGGGCUCCCUGGACUCACAGUGGACUGGCACCUAUGACCACCAGACGUCUCCCUCUGUGACACAUGGACACAGACAAAGGCAAUAGUGCCCCCUACAGCAGCUCAAACUGGAGCAGGCGAAGGAACGCAGGGAAUUUAAUGCGUUAGAGUUUAGCUGCUGAGUCUGGAAAGCGAUGACAGUCUCCUCAGCCUCAGGUUCCAUCCAGUUUGGAUCAUUCUAGGCUCAGCCCUCCCUCAGAGCUCUAACACAAUGUAGAAUGCACCCUUAGCUUCCUGACACAGUCUGUUUGAAUUGGCCUCUUCAAACAUAUAGAGGAGUGAGUGCUUUAACACACGACCACUCUCAUCCCAGAGAGAGCAGAGCUGCUGUACCUGUGGCUGCAGGUCGCUAUUGUGUUAACAAUUGAUUCAUGUCUGUUAUUCUGGUGUAAAUUAAAUUACUGCAGUGCGGUGAAUGUGAUUCCCAGACAUUUCCAACUCCCUGUCACCUCCUAAUCAUUUCCAUCUCUUCUAUGUCUUUAUCUUAUAUCCUCUUCACUGCGUUAAUGUUGUUCCAGGUGUUCUAUAUGCACUUAAUCACAACAAAAAGUAAAUACGUCCCCGGAGACGCGUCUUUGUGCUUGUUAUGUCUUCAUGCUCGCUCUGCCUUGCUCCUCUCACCCUUCCUCCCCCUGAUGUGUUUUCAUGUCCUCGCUCCCUCGUCUCCCCCCCUCCUGAUGU
Betta splendens (Siamese fighting fish) is the source of this 6923-nucleotide messenger RNA. It is a transcript of the gene angpt1, whose product is annotated as angiopoietin 1. The transcript is spliced from 8 exons. Bases 326 to 1882 code for a protein of 518 amino acids. The record is from RefSeq and is a predicted model, not a curated record. NCBI's taxonomy places the organism in Eukaryota, Metazoa, Chordata, Actinopteri, Anabantiformes, Osphronemidae. Gene Ontology annotation, biological process: Tie signaling pathway; angiogenesis. Gene Ontology annotation, molecular function: receptor tyrosine kinase binding.